Molecule: messenger RNA, 3714 nt
Organism: Galleria mellonella (greater wax moth)
Lineage: Eukaryota; Metazoa; Arthropoda; Insecta; Lepidoptera; Pyralidae
Gene: uzip
Product: protein unzipped
Exons: 4
Coding region: 407-1774 (455 amino acids)
Source: RefSeq, a predicted model, not a curated record
CGGUGGUGGCGCCGCGGAUCGUAGCGUCGCCUCGCGCCGCCGCUCUCGUCCACCGGUUGCCGGCACGGCACAGCGCCGCUCCAGUCCACCGGAGACUCCGCACUGCGGCGGUACAUUAAUACGUUAUCAAGUAAUCCAAAUUUGCCCGAAGUGUUACUUCAUAGGCCGUCGUUAAUUUGUGAAUACGUACCGAUAAAUAAGUGAUUUAGCGAAACAAUACUAGUGUUUGUGUGUAUCGCAUCCCUGCAAAAAAAUCGCGAUCCUUGUGUUUUCUUAGAAGCUUCUCUCUACAUCCCAAUUUUAUUGACGCCGAUUUGAAUUACAUAUUUCAAACGCAGAUUCUUGGACUACAAUAAUUGAAAUAUUACAUCUAACAUCCUGGAAAAUUUAUAGGCAGAGAAAAACAAUGAAGAAAAACAGAAACUGUGAAAGUGGAUGGUGGGUGGUAUUGCUGACAGCCACGCUGGCGGCUCCUGUAUUGGGUGAGGCAGCCGUUGGUCUCUACAAUGCGAGACUGAAACAAGUGGUUACAUCGAGCACGCUUAAAUGGACCAACAUAAAAAAAGAAGCAAUGCAAAACUAUGUUAUUGGAGCUGAAUCUGCAAAUGGACCAAUAUACCUCUGCCGAGCGCGCCAUGAAGGAGAUAUGUUGCUAGGACAGUUGAGACCUAAUUACACACAAUGCGCUGUAUCGGGAUCUAAAAGUUAUACCUUAUUCGAAGUGCUUGAAAACAUUGAAAAUGCUUCCCUAAUAAACUGGCAAAAAUGGUCUAAAUUCUAUUCCAAACCCAGUGGAGCUGUUAUAGUAGAUUCUUCCGUGGAUGCCGUUUUCAUUGGACGACAAGCUUCAUCAUCGCAAGGUGGAUUUUCUCAUAAUAUUGGAAGAAUAUCUUAUGAAAGUAAUAUCGGACAGCUGAUUACAUUUGACGACAAAAAUAAUGAGUUCAGCGAAAAUACUGGAGAAAUUUUGGUUGAAAUUGAACCUGUUAGCUACAUGUUAGAGUAUGUUGUUUUAGAUGAAGACACAUUGCAUAUUAGACAGUCAGAUCCAGAGAUAUUCGGAGAAAGAGUAUUACGUAACGAUGGCGAUGAACCCGCAGCAGAUACAACAGCUAUUGAAUACGAUUUCAAUUAUAUUCUAUCUUGGGGUCAUGGUCAUGGAAUUGCUAUAGGCCUAAACACUACUAUAAUAUUGACAAAUGGUACUGAAUUCCCACAAAUUGAAUGGGCUAACCCAUUUACAGAAAAAAUUACAAGGCUAUAUAAUUUAGAAAAAUUUUUAGAACCAGGUACAGCUUGCAAUGUGACUUUUAGGGGUAACCGUACCGAACGAGAUGUGCAGUAUACAGGCCAAUUAACUACAUAUUACAAUAACCAUGAUCCUCGUAUCAGACAAAUGAGAGGUGAACGAAUUGAAAAUACAUUAGAAGUUGAAGCUAUAUAUGGAGAUGUCUAUUUUGUUGGUAAUAACAGUUUGGUUCCCACCACAACUACCACUACGACAACUACGACGACGACCACUACUACUACUCAACCUCCGCCACCACCACCACCUGCGCCAGAAGAAAAUGAUAUUGCCAAUGCUUUGAAAAAACCUGAUAGCCCAAUAGAGGAUAAUAAUAUGUUAAAUGAUAGUACCAUGGUAAAAGCACCGCCGGUAAAGGAGGUUAACAGUGCCGUGGUGGAUGGUCGCGGUAGUAAUAAUCUUAAUGGGGCCCAUAUGAGAACCGUUUCCGUUAUCCUGUUCAUUCCAAUGAUUACGUUAUUACUUUAAAACAUAGUAGGUAUCUAGGGAACCCGUUCCUCUGUAAAUAAUCGAAGAAUAUAUAUUAAACAGUUGCUUGAUCAUUGAUGUAUGUAUUUGGCAACUAGGCUUGAUGCUGUUGUUUGUUGACCGGGUGUAGGCAAUAAAUAUCUUCCUCGGUUCAAUUUUGUAAAUAUGAUAUUUUUGUUUUCUUGACAUUCCUGUUAUGUGAUUUCAUUCCAAUAUGUAAAACGAGGAGCCAAAAUUAUCACAUAACUGUAAAUAGUUUAUGUAAAUAUGUAGUUACAAGUAUGGAAGUCGCAGAGCGACAUGAAAAAACCUUGUCGUUUACGAGAUUCAGAUUUGGAGGUUUGUAACAUCGUAGUUAGGGAUAAUAGCAAGUGAGUUCGAUUCUGUUACCAUUAUUUUUUUUACGAUAGCUAAUGCUAUAAAUUAUAUACUUAUCAAGAUAAUUGUUAAUAAAGAAAUUAUCGAUACACCAGAAAACAAUAGACAACGGUUAAACAUCCUAGUAUUAAUUAAAUACUGCGUUAAUCUAGUUUCUUUGCAAAGUGACAGCUUUCACUGUUUUAAUUAUCUGGAGCCUAAAUGACAAACAAAUUAAUAUUAUUAUUAAUUUACUGCAUAGUUACCCCUCAAUGUUAAAAGUAUUAUAACUAUUUGUUUAAAGACAUACCAAUUUCAGUCUCAAAUGAAUAUGGUUAAUAAAGAUUACUAUUACCACAGUCAAUCUUUGCUGAUAUGCUGAAAAAAAAAAACAAAAUAAACAAAGUAAUAUCAAUAUUAUUUUGUUUACCAUAAGACAGCGUAACUAAUGGUUGCCACUUCCUUGUAAACGUCAAUAUAAUUUUAUUUUACAUCACUUGUUUGUCAGCUCAAUAUUCUCCAUUAAUAUAGAAUAUAGAACUAAAAUAUUACGUAUUUUAGCAGAUUCUCCCAGUUUUCAAUAAUAAAGUAUUUUCUUUAUAUUUAUUUGUUUUUGUUAGUUUGUAAGUUACAAGAGUUUUUAAAUCCAGAAUUAAGAGAUAUUAUUAUUUUUAAAGCUUUAGUGUUUAUCGAUAUUUUAAUUUAUUUUGUUUUUAUUACUCUUUAUUUUUAAGACACGUCAGAUAUAUCUACUUAAGUAUACCAUUAUGGAUACUUUUAACGAAUAAAAAAGGACUAUGACUUUGUUAAUUCUUACCAAAGUACUAGUUUACUUUGUAAGUUUACCACCUUUUAUUCUAUAUACGUACAUCAUUAAUACAUAAAAUUUAAUAAUAUCCCUCCGUUAUAAACUUACCAAUACUAAUUGUGUAGGGAAAUCCUUAGAAAAUGAACUGUUUUUGACAACAGUUAUUGUUAAUGCUUAGCGGUUUUGUCAAUGUGUAAAGAAAAUGGAUGAUAUUUUUGUAUGGGUAGAUAUCGAUUGUAAGUGUUCGCCUUAAGUAAGUGAAGUUACUUCAAUUUUCUAAAUAUUUCUUCGUCUUUCAAUAUAGACGUUUGAGUUGCUAAUACUUAGUAUUCCUUAAUAUUUUACAGCUGAUGGUAAAGUUAGUUAUUGUAGUAGUAAACGUUGAUUAUUUUGUACAUCAAUCUCCCACCUAGUGUACCUUUUAUCAAAUUAGCUAUAAAGUUAUAAUUAGUACCUAAUUACACUUUGCUUUUAUUUAAUAAAAUAUUUUUGCUUAAAGUUGUAAAUUGAUGUUAGAAUUAAUAAUAUUCCGAUACUCCUGGCCUCUAUGUUCAACGUGAUAUUCUAGAGGAUGAUUGCUUAUAUCUCAUGUUAGAUAUACAUAUAUCUGUUCUUUAUAAUAAAUAAGCAACGUUCCAUUAUUAUGUAACCAAGCGAUUCCUACUAAAUGGUUAAAACAGAAUCUCGUUAAACAUCAAUAUUGUUUUGUGAAGCAUAAUUGUGAUGUUUCAUGUAAGAUUUAUUUCUUUAAAAUCAUUAAAGUGUAAUUGAAAAA